AUGGGACAUCAUGAGCAUAGCUCUCAUCCUGAUAACAAGCCAGAGGAAUGUUCAGUGUGUUUUAACGAUUAUGAUGACAAUCAGCUACGGCCUCGCAAUCUGCCGUGUGGCCACACAUUCUGCUCCCAGUGUAUUAACAAUGCUAUCAAGAAUGGUCAGCUGUCCUGCCCCAGCUGCCGUGGCCAGCACGCUGCCACAGCCUCUACUCAGUUCCCAAUUAGCUAUGCUGUGGAGGCUUUUGUUAGGAAACUCAAAAAUACCCAGCUAACAACUGAGGAAGUAGUGCCAGCAAAACAUUAUGAAGGUCCCGCCAGAGGCAUCAGUAAGACAUUACGUUCCCUGGUGCAGGAGCAGAAGAGCAUCAUCAGCAGCCUCAUUACUAGCUGUGAAGAG
Molecule: messenger RNA, 393 nt
Organism: Procambarus clarkii (red swamp crayfish)
Lineage: Eukaryota; Metazoa; Arthropoda; Malacostraca; Decapoda; Cambaridae
Source: RefSeq, a predicted model, not a curated record